UCCGAGGGCCCGGGCUCCCCGAGGCGGGAGGAACAGCGCGGAGCGGUUGGGGUUCGCAACUCCCUGAAGAGAGGGCUUUGGAUUUCAGUUAAGUUCCUUAUGUCUUCCCCUGAAAUUGCUUCCCUUUCAUGGGGGCAGAUGAAAGUACAAGGCUCUACUAAAAUCUAUAAGGACUGCAAAGUGUGGCCAGGGGGAAGUCGGGAUUGGGAUUGGAGAGAAACAGGAACUGAGCAUUCUCCUGGUGUGCAGCCUGCAGAUGUGGAGGAGGUUGUCAAGAAGGGUGUGCAGACACUUGUGAUUGGCCGAGGGAUGAGUGAGGCCUUGAAGGUGCCCCCAUCAACCCUGGAGUACCUUGAGAAACAAGGCAUUGAUGUACGAGUACUCCAGACAGAGAAGGCCGUAAAGGAGUACAAUGCCUUGGCUGCCCAAGGUGUCAAGGUCGGAGGGGUCUUCCAUUCCACCUGCUGAUGAAGCCUUAAAUCAAAUCACUGUCCUCGCCAAUAUGGCUCAGUUGGUUGGAGCAUCAUCUGUGCACCAGAAGGUUGUGGGUUCAUUCCCCAGUUGGGGUUGCACAGCCCUCACUGCUCACAUUUAAUUUCUUCUGGCUUGAGUGGUUUCUAAGAGAAGUCUACCAAGUGCUAGCUUAAAGAAGUUCCAGGGGAGAAAGGGCUGCUUGGCACCAGCCAUGAAGAUCCACAGGUGUCCACAGUAAAUCUACAAAUUCUUGUUUGAAGAAAGUUCCAAAAUGAGAGGAAGAAGCUUGAGAAGUGACAUAUUCCCAGUCCCACAACCCCUCUCCCUUUCCAAUGAUCCCCCUUUUCAGAGCUGCGCUUCCCAUUCCCCUCCCCGAUCUCUUUGUUACGCUUUCCAUCUCCAUCUUUACAAAAGCCUCUGCCUGCAUUGAGAUUAUUAAGGUGGCUUUUGGAGGACUGGAAAAGUCCCCCAUUCAAGAUGCUGGCAUUCAAAUAAACAUCUUUUCUUUUUCACCA
This is a messenger RNA of Eptesicus fuscus (big brown bat), 989 nucleotides long. It is a transcript of the gene AAMDC, whose product is annotated as adipogenesis associated Mth938 domain containing. Bases 100 to 468 code for a protein of 122 amino acids. The transcript has 6 exons. Lineage: Eukaryota; Metazoa; Chordata; Mammalia; Chiroptera; Vespertilionidae. Gene Ontology annotation, biological process: positive regulation of fat cell differentiation. The record is from RefSeq and is a predicted model, not a curated record. Gene Ontology annotation, cellular component: cytoplasm.